UCCAGCCCCUUCCUGUUGCCGUUGCUGUUUGCAAGCCGGGCGGCAACUGUCUCCGCUUCAGCGGUGCACCGGCUUUCCCAGUCUAUCCGGGAUUUGCAACCUGAUCCUUCAAGGAACUGGACGGCUGGACGGACGGACAUCCUCGAGGUGGCCCAGAAGCGGAAUCCCGGGUCACUCCUCCGUCUCGCUCGGCGGCGAAGGAGCCACGCGCGCCCAGCCAGGCAUUUUGAAACUAACCCCGAAGAGAGAGAGAGAGGGAAGCUCGCCUGGCAACUUGGGGACGGCGUAGGGUUUUCCGCGUGUCAAUUCAUGGAAACGCGUGGAACUAAGUGGAAAGCCAAAGCUGCUCGUGCGCCUCCGGCUUUGCCGUCGUAAGAACCGCCGCCUUUCCCCUCUUUUUAUUUUUCUUCCCUCCCGCUACUUCCGCGCGCGCUUCGUGAUCCAAGCGACCCGCUUGCGCUGCAAAUUCCCCUUGGAAGGCGAGAGGAGAAGACCGGAAUGACCGCCGAGAUUUGAUAAAGAAGAAGGCAGAAUUGGUAUUCAUUCCUUGUGUUAGUAGCUCUUUGGUACAAGUUAAAAUCUUGUCUCCCGAUUAGGAUCGCAGGUUUAGCUGCGUCGAUCUCGUUUCCGCGUUAAAUAGAACUCUGACGGUAGAAAAAUAAAAGAAUUAUGGAUUCAGUAGAACGUGGUCCUUCAUAACUAAAAAAACCUCACCUCUCUCUUUAUUGAAAAUAUCUAGUGUAGCUUAUCUUAAGACUAUUAGAUAAAGAUUUUGAGGCUUUUCCACUAUGCUCUGGAACAUCCUUUUCAACCUUGUCUUUUGUUUUAGCUCACUCUUAAUUAAAAAAAGAGGCUGCUGAGGAUUACCAUUAGGCACUUCUUGAAGAUCCAUCUACCUUGCAAAAAAAGUGGGGUCAGAUAAAUGUAUGGAAGUGAUACUGGUGAAUUUGAAAAAAAUAUUCAGUUUUGCUGCCAUAUCUGCCUAGCACAUAACUCCAAAGAUUUCCAUUUUGCUUGCUCCAAAUGAAUUUUACAUGUGCACCCAAAUAGGAACAUGUUUUUUUUUAUGUGAUACUAUAAAUAGUUCUCUUCCAUGAUCAAGGGGUGCUCUUAAAUCAGAAUUAUUCCAGUGACAAAAUUCCAAAAUUGGGAUCUACAAUAUGGAACAGAGAUCUUGAUGUUUAUGUGUGGCCAGGAACAUGGGAUAACAUCUUGUCCUCUUCCUCGGCUUAGGUUGCCCAUUGGUCACCUUUUUCUAAGCAGUGGUAUCAUCUAAGGUCUUCUGAUGUUGAAGUCACAGUUGGAAUAUCUACAACCCCUGAAACAGAAGGCAGAACUGUCCAUGCUGGCCAGAGCCCCUGGACUCUUCAACUAUGGCUGGAGACAAAUCUCUCUUUGUGGGCAUGUAAUGUACUUAUGAUCCAGUGGCUAUUCUAUGCAGAUUCCUAGUCUGCCCGUCUGUCCAGUUCAGUGAGAUGAUGGAGCAUGGAUGCCAGAGCCGCCAGCGGGCCUCCAAGAUUAUUUGCAAGCAGAAACGUAAAGAGCUGGAUGCCCAACGUAGCAGGAGCCGAAUCUGUAUCGGAAGCCACCUGGAGCAGUGGUGUCAGCUCAAAGAGAAACUGGGUUUUUCUCUCCAUUCCCAGCUGGCUAAAUAUCUGCUUGACAGGUACAGUUCACAUGCUUCAGUAUUGAAAACAGGAUCAGACAGCUCAGUUGCUGAUCCCAUCGCUUUUCCUUCGGAGGCAUUGCAACGUCUGGUUGUCCUUUCUCACAAUCACAGCCAGGAAUGUGGCUUCAUCCCUAAUGUGAAGACUGCUUUGCUGGAGCAGGAGAAAGUCUGCAGCCAGCUGGAAUGGGAGUGUCCGGCUGGUCAUACCUUCACCUGGAGUCCCCCUGCCUCAAAGAUUAGCCCACCACCCUUUGGCCAAACAGCUUCUGAUGGCAGACAGGAGCAAGAGGAGGAAACAAUCACUUCCAAGCGUAGCCCCCCACCCUCCCCGGUCACCAGAUGCCGGCGCUCCCUUCGCAAGGCAGCAGCAGCCCAUGCCAUUUCGUUAGCACUUGCUUCCAACUCGCCCUGUCCUGUGGAUGAGCCAGAACCAUCUUUCCAAGAGGAGGAGGAAUGUGGAACAGACAGAGAGAGGACCACGUGUAUGUCUCCUCCCAGUGGCACAGGUCUGGUCAAGGAGACAGAAUUACUGUGCAAUACAAAUUCAGAUGAAACAGAAGCUGCACCAGAUGAAAUUCCAGGUAGCACUGAAGCUCCGGGACCUGAAAGGAUUUUAACUCUACCGGGGGAGACACCAGAAUCAGUGUCUGGUCCACCAGAGGAGGAGGAAGCAGAAGAUUUCACAGAGGAAGAUCACAUGGUAUACAUAGACGACCUGCGAGAUGAAAAUUAUCAGCCUUCCUUGGAUAGCUGCAAGAAGCAGGCACAGCCAGGAGAUGAAGAUGUGUCCCAAAUUGGUCCUAAGAGAAUCAGGAAGGCAGCCAAGCGAGAGAUUCUCCUUUGUGACUAUGACGGUUGUGGGAAAAUUUUCUCCAAUCGCCAAUACUUGAAUCACCACAAGAAAUACCAGCAUGUUCACCAAAAGACCUUUACCUGCUCUGAUCCAAGCUGUGGCAAAUCCUUCAACUUCAAGAAACAUCUCAAGGAACAUGAGAAACUGCACAGCGAUAAAAAGGACUACAUAUGUGAGUUCUGCGCCCGCUUCUUCCGAACAAGCAGUAAUUUAAUUAUCCACAGGCGGAUCCACACCGGAGAAAAACCCCUACAGUGUGAGAUCUGUGGUUUCACCUGCCGGCAAAAAGCGUCCUUGAACUGGCACAUGAAAAAGCAUGAUGCCGACUCCUUCUACCAGUUCUCCUGCGAUGUUUGUGGCAAGAAGUUUGAGAAGAAGGACAAUGUCACUGCACACAAGAGUAAGAGCCAUCCUGAGGGGGCCACUGGGCCUCCCCCACCAGCACAGGACCCUCCCCCUCUGAGCUCUCCACUCUCAGCAGAGCCAAUGGCAAACCCGGUUCAGGAUCAGCCGUGUGACAUGGGGGGAAAGGUGGAGCCUCCUGCCCUUGCAAUUACCGUCCUCAUCGAAUAGCGGACCGAGCAGAAGGAGAAAAAGCAAUAGUAGAGAGAAUUCCUGACCUUUCCUGCAGGCCAGUUGCAUUACGUCAGCCGGUUGCAAAAUCAGCAAAGACACAUGGGCCCUAGCCCCUUAAAACAAGGUCCCACCAAUCACAAUCUUUCGCUCAGCUCUUCUGGGCUCGGCUCUGGAAUAAAAGGACAAUCUUGGCAUUCUGCCUUGCCUGGCUCCAGAAUGUCUAGUGGUGGGGCAUGCCUUGACAGUCAGUUUGAUGUGUUUUCCUUCCAUCUGUGGGUAAAAAAGUACACUGGUUUACUUGGCUCUGUUUACACAGCUGAUCUCUCUCGUCCCACGAAUGAGACCAGUGAGUGGUGCUGUCCUAACGGUUUAUUGCAGGGCAAGUUAAGUUGAAGAAUCGGGAUUUCUCAGCCAGUGGAAAAAACAUUGGCCGCAUUAAUUAUGCCUUUGAAUAUGGGAUGGUGCUAGAGCUGGGGGGGCAGGAGGCAAGUUUGAACAAAUGGGUAUAUCAGUGAGUUUAGCCUUCUAUCCGCACCUUUCAGUGUAAGUACUGCUCUACAGGUCUUGGGAAAAUCUGCUUGUGAGACUGUAGCAGAGCCAUCUCCAUGUCUGGAUAUUUGUUUUACAUAGUUUGACAGGUAAGCUGCUCCCCAGAGUCCUCUGAUCAGUAGAUUUGACCCUCGGUAUGGUGAUGUACCUAUCAGAACUCUGUAAAAAUAAAUAUCCUGGCCAGGAGGUCACUGCAACAUCUCUCAGGAUAGAGGCAUGGGGGCAUUUGCUUCUCCACAGAUCUGAUCAGCAGUUUGGUCCUGUCAUCAUGUCAGCCCAACAGCACAAAAUGAAAUGGCCAUGGAAGGACGUUGGCAGGUCUAUAGCAACCAAAAUCAGUCAAUAAGGACACAAAAUGGGACAUUACAACAAGGUUCAGGGGUGUCUAUGGGGAUUCUCAGUCAUCCAGGUCAUGGUUGUCUCAAAGGUGCUUUUUCAAGAGGCAACUGGACUUUC
Messenger RNA from Thamnophis elegans (Western terrestrial garter snake), 4103 nucleotides. RefSeq names its product zinc finger protein 692 (gene ZNF692). The record is from RefSeq and is a predicted model, not a curated record. Gene Ontology annotation, biological process: regulation of transcription by RNA polymerase II. Gene Ontology annotation, molecular function: chromatin insulator sequence binding. NCBI's taxonomy places the organism in Eukaryota, Metazoa, Chordata, Lepidosauria, Squamata, Natricidae. Gene Ontology annotation, cellular component: chromosome; kinetochore. The transcript has 10 exons. Bases 1476 to 3095 code for a protein of 539 amino acids.